Molecule: messenger RNA, 1880 nt
Organism: Belonocnema kinseyi
Lineage: Eukaryota; Metazoa; Arthropoda; Insecta; Hymenoptera; Cynipidae
Product: lipase member K-like
Exons: 10
Coding region: 201-1880 (559 amino acids)
Biological process (GO): lipid metabolic process
Source: RefSeq, a predicted model, not a curated record
AGUUUUUUCUCUUAUAUAAAGGCCGUCGUAGUUAAAAGAUAAGUGACAAUCAUUUACACCUUUAUUUAUGCUCGUUCAGUCGACUUUUCUUUGUAAGUAAGGCAAGGCGUGGUCAGAAUUUUUAUAAUAAAAAAGUUUGAAAAACAAUGAGAAAAAUUUAAACCGAAAAAAAGUGGAUUUCGUUAUUAAAUUUUUCAUAAAUGGAAAAGACAUUUUUCAUUUUUGCGAUAACUUUAUGCCAUGGAGUUGUUUUCACUGACAGUGGUCGUCCAGAUCCCAGCGUCACAAUCAAUAAGUUGAUAAUGAAUUAUGGUUACGCGUUUGAGAUUCAUAAUGUGAUAACUGAUGACGGAUAUAUUUUGGAAAUUCACCGAAUUCCUGGAAUAAUCAAUGGAAAAUUAAAUGGAACAAAAAAAGAAAAAGUGGCUCUAUUAAUGCAUGGCCUUAUCGGUUCCUCUGCUACUUGGGUCCUUACAGGACCCAAUCGGUCAAUAGCGUUCAAUUUAGUCAAUAAAGGCUAUGAUGUCUGGUUGGGUAACAAUCGUGGAAAUACUUACAGUACGAAACACGUAUCAAAAUUAGAAACAAGUUACGGAUUUUGGGACUUCAGUUGGCACGAGAUGGGAAUAUAUGACUUGCCAGCUACAAUUGAUUACGUUUUGAGAUACACAAAUAAAAAAAGUCUUCACCUACUUUGUUUUUCUCAAGGGUGUACUCAGACUUUUGUUAUGGGGUCCCUAAAACCCGAAUAUAAUAAAAAAAUAAAAUUCGUAGUAGCUUUGUCUCCAGCUGUUUACAUGACGCAUUUAUCAGGCAUAGCAUCAUUUAUUUCACCAUUUACUUAUAUACUAUCCAGUAUAUUAGGGGAAUUAGGAUUUUUUCCAUUUCUUCAAGCUUCACCAUUAUUUAGAAUUUUUACAAGUUAUUUUUGCAAAUUGGGAAGUCUAUUUCAGCCUAUUUGCCUUUCCAUUAUAUUUGCAUUUAUUGGACCUGGAUAUGAAGAAAUAGAUCAGGAUAAACUUGAGCAUUUUUUAAAAUAUGAACCUGCUGGAAGUUCAUUAAAACAAGCGGCACAUUAUGGAUUUGGACAAUAUAAUCCUGAUCCUGUGAAAGUACCACUUGGAAAUUCCUCAGGAUUGAGCGACUGGAGCCUAAUGGAGUUUCCUCGACUAACUCUGGGCUCAAUUCGAAGACCUCGCCUCUUCUCAUGUUUAUACCAGCCCGCUUUUUUGAUUGUUGAUGAUAUAUUCCACGAAGAAAUGAAAAGUGUAUUUAUGAAUUUCGAAUUGACGAUGCGGACUAACGUGGGAAAUAAGCCGAAUAAGAUCUAUUUGUGGGAGAUUGAAUCCAAGUAUGUGUCUAGAAGGAUGCCGGGUAUUACGAGACCUGAAAAAUGCAGACUUUGGAGGAAACCUGGCGGGUGCAUCAUUGGCAGGAGAAGUACUGGUACUGGCAGGAGAUCUGGUCCUGGAACGAAGAGGACGCUCGGUAGAGGGGUACUUGUAGAAUUAUCAGAUCAUAAGCGGCGAGUAGUACCAGGAACAGGGUCACCAUUAGAUCGAAGUUUCUGGUGUCUGUUUAUAGAAAGAAGAAGACAAAAUGCUUACAGGAUGCAAAUGAGUAGUGUAACCGGGUUACCCCGAACUUACGCAGAUCAGCCGUUUCAAAACGUGGGGGCUAUAAAUAAGCCGCGCAAGCGCGAUACUGUGUCGCAGGUCCCGUGUGCCCAGAACGGCUCGAAUAUACUGUUGAUCAAACAGUUCGGCUUGUUCGGGGUAAUGUUAACUUGUGCCUGCGGUUUUGUUAGUUAUGCGAAAAUUGAUAUGCCUCGCUUAUUAUCGUUCACUGUAGCUCAUCGUGGUCUGUCGCAUGGUUCCUAA